Messenger RNA from Lepisosteus oculatus (spotted gar), 5317 nucleotides. RefSeq names its product disintegrin and metalloproteinase domain-containing protein 12 (gene adam12a). NCBI's taxonomy places the organism in Eukaryota, Metazoa, Chordata, Actinopteri, Semionotiformes, Lepisosteidae. Gene Ontology annotation, biological process: proteolysis. Gene Ontology annotation, molecular function: metalloendopeptidase activity. The record is from RefSeq and is a predicted model, not a curated record.
UUUAGGACCUCGCGGAAUCCUCUGCUUAAAGCACAUGCGAGGACAGAAGACAAGACUUUGUUCCAUAAAGAGAGCUUAACCGAUGUCAGUUUGGUAGAUUCAAUUGUCUGCUUUUCCUUUCAUCCUUCUCACUAACAAUCUAAUGUAUGGUUUUUAAACCGGAGAGGCGGACGUCCUACCUUUGUGUUUUGAAAAUCGUUGACUAAAAAGUUCAUGACAGCAGUAGUAUCGUAUAGCCAGAAGUCUGGGUAGGAUUUGUUGGGGUUUUUUUUAGGAGUUGAUCAUAUUGCAGGAAAUCACUCACAUCCUGAACAUCAGCUGCCUGGCUUUAUAUUAUGCUCAUGCUGCCGUGAUUUCAGCUGAUCGGUUAUCAUCACCCGAAGCCGGACAACAUGACAAACCGGCGAUGGAAUGAAAACUUCGUCUUUUUCACCGCCCUCCAGGUUCUGUCACUUGUAACAACGAGGUGCUUCACUGUCAAGCCACCAACUGAAGCACCUGAAGGAAAUAUACUGGAUCCAUCAAGGCAGCAGAGGACAUUAAAAAAACUGGGAAACUACGAAACAAUUGUUCCUUUUCUCAUAGAAGACGGAGACCAUAAACCAAUCAGUGAGCUGCAUUUCAAGAGCCAUCCUGCGUCUGUGAAGUUAUUGAUUGAAGCUGAAGGUGAACAGCUGCUCCUGGCUCUUGAGAAAAAUGAAGGACUUUUUGCCAGUCACUACACCGAAACACACUACUUGGAGGAUGGAACUGCAGUAACUUCCACUCACAAUGUAACGGUUAAUUGCUACUAUCACGGUGAGGUCCAAGGACAUGCCCAUUCUGAAGUGAGCCUCAGCACUUGUUCUGGUCUUAGGGGAUUCAUCUUACUUGAAAACAAAACAUUUGUCCUGGAGCCGGUGUUUGAUCCAGCAAACAGAAGUCAUUUGAUUUACAGAGCAGAAAACCUCAACUUUUCUCCUGGCACAUGUGGUCAUGGCUUCAACAUAUCAGACUUCAGAGUGGAUGACAUAGCCAGGCCCUUCAAAACGUUCAAUGCAAGGCACAAGAGGGACACACAAAAGACAACCAAAUAUGUGGAGCUAAUUAUUGUAGCAGAUAAUCGAGAGUUUCAGAAGCAAGGGAAAGAUGUGGAGAAGGUGAAGCAGCGGUUGGCUGAGAUUGCUAACUAUGUUGAUAAGUUCUACAGAGCGCUGAAUAUACGUGUGGCUCUGGUGGGGCUGGAGGUGUGGAGUGAUGUGGACAAGUGCUCAGUCACACAGGAUCCCUUCACUACCCUGCAUGAGUUCCUGGACUGGAGGAAGACCAAACUGCUGCCCCAGAGGCCUCAUGACAAUGCCCAGCUUGUGAGCGGAGUGUACUUCCAGGGCACCACUAUUGGCAUGGCUCCGAUAAUGAGCAUGUGCGUUGCAGAGCAGUCUGGAGGGAUCGUCAUGGACCAUGCAGACAGCCCCCUGGGCGCAGCAGUGACCUUGGCACACGAGCUGGGGCACAACUUCGGAAUGAAUCAUGACACCCCAGAGAGGGGCUGCGGGUGCCGGGUCACAGCGGACAAGGGGGGCUGCAUCAUGACCCCCUCCACUGGGUACCCUUUCCCUACAGUGUUCAGCAGCUGCAGUAAGAAGGACCUUGCGGCCAGCCUGGAGAAGGGAGUGGGGAUGUGUCUGUUCAACAUGCCCGAGACAAAAGUGCUGUAUGGAGGACAGAAGUGUGGAAACGGAUAUGUGGAGGAAGGAGAGGAGUGUGACUGUGGAGAGUUGGAUGAAUGUAUGAAUCCCUGUUGUAAUGCCACGACUUGCACUCUGAAGGGCGACGCCGUGUGUGCACAUGGACAGUGUUGUGAGGACUGCAAGCUGAAACCUGCUGGCACCCCUUGCAGGGAUUCUAGUAAUGCUUGCGAUCUGCCCGAGUUCUGCACGGGGGCCAGCCCUCACUGCCCAGCCAACGUGUAUCUGCACGACGGCCACGCCUGCCACAAUGUGGACGGCUUCUGCUACAAUGGCAUCUGCCAGACCCACGAACAGCAGUGCAUCACUCUCUGGGGCCAGGGAGCCAAGCCAGCACCAGGGAUCUGUUUUGAGAGGGUCAAUUCUGCGGGGGACCCCUAUGGAAACUGUGGAAAGGACUCAAAGGGUUCAUUUGCAAAAUGUGAAAUUCGAGAUGCUAAAUGUGGGAAGAUUCAGUGUCAAGGAGGGGCCAACCGGCCUGUGAUUGGUACAAAUGCUGUUUCCAUAGAAACAAACAUCCCGCUCCAGGAGGGCGGACGAAUUCUCUGCCGGGGAACCCAUGUUUAUCUUGGAGACGACAUGCCUGACCCAGGCCUGGUACUGACUGGCACCAAGUGUGGAGAUGGAAUGUUAUGCCUAAAUCGCCAGUGCCAGAAUAUCACUGUGUUUGGGGUACAUGAGUGCUCUGGAAAAUGCAGUGGCCAUGGGGUCUGUAACAACAAUAAGAACUGCCACUGUGAAGCGCACUGGGCCCCGCCUUUCUGUGAUAAGGCUGGAUUCGGUGGCAGUGUGGACAGCGGGCCUAUGAGAUUGGCAGCUGACAGCAACAGUCUCACAGUUGGAAUUCUUGUGACAAUGCUCUGCCUCCUCACUACUGGACUGGUCAUCUGCUUUAAGAAGAAGACACUAAUUCAUCUUCUGUUUACUAAUAAGAAGACAACAAUAGAGAAAUUAAGGUCUGUUGGCCCAAGCAGGCAAUCCAGCCCAAACCAAAUCCAUUCAGCUUAUAGGAACUCCCCUUCCAGACAGCCCCCAGCCAAGCCACAGAACUCCAGUAUAUGCAAGCCUUCUCACCUCCCCUCUGACUGCCUGCUGCCUCCUCACACCAUCCACCCCCACACCCUGAGGAAGCUGCCUCAGUUCCAGCCCGUGCACAUCAGCCACCCGAUCCCACUGCCGCUGGGCGCGAAUCAAUCACAGCCCCCUGUCCUGCCACCUCAGAGGGUCCUGCCGCCACACCCGCCUCCCUCGCCCCAGCAGGGUGCAGCACUCCGGAAGUGGCAGGCCCAACCAUCCUUUAGACACGGUCAGGAACAGGAGAAACCCAGCCCUCCCAGGAAACCACUGCCAGCAGACCCCCUGGGCAGAGCCCCGCGGCUGAACCGCAGCCCAUCCGCCAUGUCUGGAGCCCCGGGCCCUCUGCCACACGCGCGACCUGCUCCCAAGCCUCCAAAACUGCCCAAGCCCGUCAAUGUCCCACAUGUGAAGUAGAAGGGAAACAGCCAUGAAACCCAUCUACAGAUGAAGACACAAAUUUGCACUAAACACAAGUUGAUCCUCUUGGGUUUUUAUAGAAACUUUAAACACGGUGGGUGUCUCUGUGUUUGACUGAAAGGGACUGAGCUGACCCCUUGGCGCUCUGCCUCAGAUAGGUGCUAUGAGUCCUUGCUCAGGUACUUGUAAAUUAUUUGAUCUGUAUUUAUUACAACGCGGUGCACUGUGGUAGACACUUUUGACAGCUACAUUUGUGAUUAUUUUUAAAGCAAAUUCUGUUGUUUUGCACCACAGCUGAGGGAGUAUUUUACUUUCCUUAGUGGUUUUAUAAUGAGUGUAGAGAGCAAAAAGAAAAAAAGAUGUCUAGCAUUUUACAAUAAAACAAGAGCGUGAUUAAGUGAAGCAAUGCUGUGGACAGAACUGGACUCUCAUUUUACAGACAUGGACGUCUGUAGGAGUAUUAAAGGGAAAAAUUUGAGCUUCUUACUUGAUGAAAAAUAACUCUUAUCUUUGCUGUUUUAAUUUUGUCGGACAGUAUUUAAGGUAAUAAAAAACUGGGUACAACUAUGGCUCAAAAAGCACAUCACAGCAUACAGGGCCUAAUAUACCACUUGAACUGUUCUUGACUUAUUCAGCAACCUCUAGAGAGAGAUUUAAGUAUGAAGUAUGCUUAUCAAACUGUUUUGGUGGGAUUGAUGAAAUAGGAAUUCAGAUCUUUAAAUGAAAAGCAAAAAGGUACAGAAACACAAUCAAGUAUUAAGAUGAAAACAACGGUCAGCAUGUUCAACCAAAGCUGUCGUCAUAUCUGCUUUCCCUCAAUUAUAAAUGCGGACAUACUGAACUACUCUGUGUUGUUACCUCCACCCGAUUAGGAAUUACCAGUUGUGUGUUUUUCACUUCUUAACUCAUGGCUACAAACCCUGCAACUGCACACAGGGGAGAAUGAGGGAGUGUAGGUAGACCACUCCAAAUGAGGGAGUUCAGGUAAACUACUCAAACCCACAUUCGAGCUGCUCAUUUUCUAACACAUCACACGCAUCACAGCCCCGUACCGGAGGUUCAGGGCCAAGAGGAGGAGUGGUGCAUCCUUCACCAACAGCAUCGCAAGGCAGCAAGCGCCCAGGAGGCAGCAGGGUUCGCUGUGUCACUGACAGUCAACCGUAGUCGACUAAUCCCGUCCUACCUCUGGCAGCGCUCGGCAAGUUGUGCGCCACGACUCGAGGAAGCCCCGUCACAGCCUCAGCCUGCGCUCAGUGAACAUGUUACUGGUGGAGCAGAAUACAGGACUGCUGGCUUCUUAUUGCAUCAGCUUGACAGAUACAGCUGUACAGCCUUGACUGCAGACACAUAACCCAUCUUUUUGUGCAUUUAAGACAUAGAUCGUAUGGCCUUGCAGCAAUAGGAUUUGUCUGAAAUUUGGUUGAGCUGACAGAUUAAUUAUAUUCUUCAUCACUGCGUUAACAAGGUAUGGGCAUGCUUAUCUGGCACCCCUGCUGGAGCAACCCUCAGUCAAUGCUCCUCAGGAUUUAGAUUUUAUUGUCUGCUAGCUGUCUUCCCAGAAAGAACACUUAGCUUUUCCAGGAAUAACAGCAUCUUUUACAUUAGGGCUAGGAAAGGAAAACAAAAUCCAGGGAUUUUCAGAACUGUGCUCUUGUUGGCCUGUUGUAUAUCUGCUGUAAAGCUGUCUUGAUCUGUGCAAACGUCCUAAAUUAUCCUUCUCCUAUAUUGCAAUAUGCAACACCCUAAGGAAUAAACAUAGGCAAGAGUUCUUGAUGAUCUGAGUCCAGCAACUCCUUUGUAUAAAUUAAUAUAUAGUUAAGUGAAUCUAUUAUUUACGAUGGUGUAAGUGGUACAGGGCAAGCUAAGGAUUUUGCUGUCAAAGUCAGAUUUGUAAAGCUACUAAAAAUGACCUGAGAAAUGGGCUCUCUCCUGUAAGUGUUUUUCUCACCAGGUGUUUGUGAAAUCAGUGGCACAGUACACAUACACACAAUAAAAUGCAAUUGGCUAGACUGUUCGUACUAUUCUCUAUUCAAGACAGAUGCUUGUAUUAAUCACUUCAAUUAAAGACAUUUAUUUAAGAGUAAACGUACCUUAUA